This is a messenger RNA of Danio aesculapii, 2279 nucleotides long. Its product is annotated as zinc finger protein 483. Bases 386 to 1777 code for a protein of 463 amino acids. Gene Ontology annotation, biological process: regulation of transcription by RNA polymerase II. Lineage: Eukaryota; Metazoa; Chordata; Actinopteri; Cypriniformes; Danionidae. The record is from RefSeq and is a predicted model, not a curated record. Gene Ontology annotation, molecular function: DNA-binding transcription factor activity; RNA polymerase II cis-regulatory region sequence-specific DNA binding. The transcript has 5 exons.
UUAAAACCUCUUGAGUUGAGAGGGGUGGUCGCGACUCGGUGGAAUUGUGAUAACACAUAAACGCCUGCAAAACAUCAGCGAGGAUAUUUUCUAAUCUACAGCCACAUUUGCGAGAUCACCUGCAAUGGAAUUUGAUCAUUUAAAGGCUCGCUUUGUGUGAUCUUAAAGACAGCGGACAGAAGAACGGGGCUUUACUCCACUGGCUGAGCGCUACAAAGUUGGGUGACAGUCGUUAAUGUCGGAUUAUUUGUGUAUAUUAUACUUGCUGUAAUAGUGUAGUGCACAUAUUAAAUAUGAAGUCUAACCAUCGCUGAUAUAUAUGGCGUAAAAACGGGAAUUUCGUUAGUCAUAACUUUAUUUAUCAUACGUGAAUAGUUGUCAAACCAUGGCGGAGUCGGUUAAAACCUUCCAAGCGCACCUGACCGCGGUUAUGGACAGUCUGGUCCGCGCGUCAGUGUGCGAGAUCACCAAACUCUUCCAGGACACAGUCAACGACUACCUGGUGGAAAUCUCUCUGAACAGAAAAGAGAACGAAGCUCUUAAAUUGAGACUGAGGUUGACUGAGAAUAAACUGAGAAAUGAGCGCAAAUACGGCAUGGGCUGGGCGGCCGGUCGGCGCUCGGCGGGGCUGCUCGGCGCGGAGGACACCGCCGUGCGUAAAGCGCGCAAAGCGGAUCUCCAAAGAGGCAAGCCGGGGGGAGCGUGGGAGGAGCGGGCUGGAGGAGGGUUUCGUGCCCGUCUGAACACUGGAGGAGGAGAGGAUGAGGAGGAGGAGAUGAAGGAGGUGGCCAGCAUUAAAGAGGAGGUGGAGGGUUACAGAUCGGACUCCCUGAGGCUGUUGCAGGAGGCUCUGCAGAUGAACCCGAGUGAAAGCACUGCUCCCUCCUCCAGUCCCACCCACGGAGAAAUGGGCCCUGGCUCUGCCGCUCCUGAAUCCUCUGUUGCUGAACGGUGGGAAAAUAAAGCGGCCCAUUCAGAGCAGCCCCUGAGCGGAGGAGACGAGCUGAGCGGACUGGAGACGGCUCUUAAAGCGGAGCGUGAGCGGGAAGAGGCAGAGUCCGGCCUGGGCAGCCCAUCGCAAGAGCCGUGCGGAUCUGAAAGCGUGGCUUUUAUAGGACUAGAUGGUUUGUGCAGCUCUCAACAGGCUAUGUCCUCCUCAUCACAUAGUCGAGACCCUGUAGAACUACAACUCCCAUCAGCCCCUGCGACCAAAGAAGAAGGCGAGGAGUCAGGAGCGGAGAGCACAGACAUGAUGCACUUCUGUGUGCGCUGCGGCAGUGGUUUCACAUCGUCAUCCGACCUCAUCAAACACUCGUGUCCCGCGGCUGAAGAGCGUCCCUAUCAGUGCUCCGUCUGCGGGAGAGCGUUCGGUCACGCCUGGAGCCUCAAGAGCCACGAAUGCGUCCAGACGGGAGAUCAGCCGCACCACUGCGAACUCUGCGGGAAACGCUUCACACACUCGCGAUCACUAGAGCGCCAUCAGCUGGUGCACACAGGUGAGCGUCCGCACAGGUGCCCGCAGUGUGGACGCAGCUUCAGCCGGCUGGGGAAUCUGGAGAGACACCAGCGCAUACACACGGGGGAGCGGCCGUACGAGUGCGAGGCUUGUGGGAAACGCUUUAGUCGUGUGGAGUAUCUGAAACGCCACCAGCACAUCCAUAUUGGAGACGCGAUGCUGAAACACACGCUGCAAAACACACAGCACUGCGAUCAGUGCAACCAGACGUUCAGCGAUAACGAGCAGCUCAAGCAGCAUCAGUGUGUGUUUAAUGCUUAAAGGGGCAGUUCACACAAAACUGAAUACUCAUUUACUCAUUCUUCACUGGUUCUAAACAUGUUUGAGUUUCUUUCUAAUGUCGAAUGCAAAAGAAGAUAUUUUGAAGAAUGUUGGAAAUCUGUAAUUAAUGACUUCGUUUUUGUUUUACCUUCUAUGGAAGUCAAUAACUCACCCUCAAAUUAUCAAGAAUUCAAGUUAUAUUUGCUUUUUAGCAGACCUGGGAUUGGACUUUUGUCCACUGUAAAGGUCAUUAAACAUUAGACACUUCCUCUGAGACCAUACAUGGCACAGGUUUAAAGGGAUAGUUCACCCUAAAAUGAUAAUUCUGUCAUUAUUUACUCGUCCUCCCAUUAGUACAUCCAUAUUCUCAUCUUUCUAAACCCCUUCACUGUUUCUAAACAUGUUUGAGUUUCUUUCUAUUGUUGAAUUCAAAAGAAGAUAUUUUGAAGAAUGUUGGAAAUCUGUAAUUAAUGACUUAGUUUUUGUUUUUCCUACUAUGGAA